AUGGCAGACAAGAUACCCAAGUUCUCUGACCUCCCUCUUGACAAGAACGGUCCUCAUCAUAAUGCCUGGGGCCUGUACGGCCCACAUGACGAACUAGGCACCCUCAACCGCCUAACCCCCGACAUCGUCAAAGCCGCCUCCAGCGAAAUCCAAACCGGCCACCGCAUCGGCCUCGACUGGCCCCUAGACGCCCAAUCCGACCUCCCCUUCUUCGGCCGCCAAGCCUUCCACAAAGAAGUCUAUCAAAAGCCGCCUCGGAUCGUGAACGAUGAUGUCUGGACUUUCAACACACAGAGUUCUACGCAAUGGGAUGGGCUACGUCACUUCGGUUUCCAGAAAGAGGAGGUUUUCUACAACGGGGUGACGCUGGAUCAGAUUCAUGGACGAAAUGGGGUGGAGAAGAGUAAUGUCAAUGGGAUUGGGGCGUGGAGUAAGGCGGGGAUCGUGGGACGGGGAGUGCUGUUGGAUUAUCAUAGUUGGAGAGUAAAGGAGGGGAGGGGACACGAUGCGUUCGCGACGGCAUCGAUAUCGGUUGAGGAUCUGAAGGCCGUGGCGAAGAGUCAAGGGACGGAGAUUAAGUUCGGAGAUAUCUUGUUGGUUCGCAGUGGGUAUAUGGAUGCCUAUAACCGACUCUCCCGCUCUGAAAUCGAAACCCUAAGGGCUAAACAACCGCUUACCUUCACCGGCGUGGAGCAGAGUGAAGAGAUGAUGGAGUUUCUCUGGACCAAUUUCAGUGCGGCGGGCGGUGAUCAUCCUUCUUGGGAGGCGUGGCCGACGCAGAAGGAGUAUGCUUUGCAUGAGGUCAUGCUGGGUGGAUGGGGGAUGCCGAUUGGAGAGUUGUUCGAUUUAGAGACUGUGGCGGAGCACUGUAAGAGUUUGGGGAGGUGGAGUUUCUUCAUGAGCAGUGAGCCUUGCAAUGUGCCCGGUGGUGUUGCUAGUCCGCCGAAUGCUUUGGCUAUCUUCUGA
Recurvomyces mirabilis is the source of this 966-nucleotide messenger RNA. RefSeq lists its product as uncharacterized. Lineage: Eukaryota; Fungi; Ascomycota; Dothideomycetes; Mycosphaerellales; Teratosphaeriaceae. Gene Ontology annotation, molecular function: arylformamidase activity. The transcript has 2 exons. The coding region runs from base 1 to 966 and encodes 321 amino acids. The record is from RefSeq and is a predicted model, not a curated record.